AUGGCUCCGACCUUCCUCAACAACCUGCGCCGCCGAUCGAGGGCCAGUUUCCGUACCAAUCGAUCAACCGACACAUCCAGUGAUGGUGCUACAAGUCAAGCAACAUCGCCCUCAAGCGGCUCCUUAACGCCGCCUUCGAUUGAUCACCAGUCAGAUCCUGCACUUCAUCUGCAGGUAAAAGAUCAGCAACAACUCCAGCGUAGACAGUCUCAAAUGUCCCAGAGCCAGAGCCAACUCAACGUCCCCACGCGACCGCCGCUAUCGUCCAACUCCAACCGCAACAGUGUUUCCGGGAUGUCGGGUCUUGGUGCGCCUUCUAUCAAUGGAAGACAAACCCUUCCAGUGUCACCAUACGCUCCAAGAGUGGUCAACAUCACCGAAAAUGCAUGGGUCUAUCAAAAAGUUCUUCUUGUUUAUGGCACAAUCGGAAAUGCCGCCGAAAAACCCCUCGAUGGCACCCUUAAUGUUUGCCGACUCGACGACAACUUCCCCGCGAUCAGCUGGCCCGUUUGCAACUCACAUUUCAAAGCACUGGUGUACCUUCAACCGGGUCCUAACAGAUUGCGCUUCGAGUUCUCAAGCCCGAAACUUGCGAACAGCAACAGCUCCAACCCAAUCCAUGCUUCCUACCUUACUGUUCAUAUGCUACCUGUGACCAAUUCGCCACCUUUGCAGCUUGCGAUACUCGUUGCGAAGGACUCCCCCGAAACAUUCGAUGCCUCGCCCGCCCGAGCCGAAAAGGAAGGAAAUGGACUGGAAAUGGCCGUGAAGAAGUUCAGAAUGGCAGCGUACCUGUGGCAGGCCUUCACAUCGGAACAGAUGUGGCGGAACAAGCUUGGCCGACGGGCCUUCCGCUUUGAUGAAGAAUGGACAACAGGCUCGGCCAAUUAUCGUGACCAAGAGAACGGCACCAUGCGCUCCGAAGCCCGUGUGCAUAUUAUUCGCUCCGACAAGACCCUUGCUGAGAUUCGAGAUCUUAACAAGGCUCAGCAAAACGAGAAGGCGACCGAUAAGGGCGCUUUGUACGGGAUCGCUUCAGAGGCCGUCAAGAAAUACUUCAACCCGCUGCCAGGGCAGAAGCUAUACGUGUCUUGUCUUCUCUUGGAUUCUCAUUGGGAUACGACAGCAAAGACCGUGACCGGCCAUGCCGCUCUUGGAGGAGGGGAUGGUGAUCUUCAGCUCGCCAUUUUUGGAUCUCACUGCCUUCACAGUUACCCUUCCACUUUCGAAGAGGUUGUGCCUGCUUUCACUGACUGUACUCCAACGGAUACAAACCACGUGGCUAAUGACUGCAACGAAGCGGGCAGUUCUUGGGAGGCCGCCAAUAUCGGUAUUGGCGCUCAUAUGCAUGAGACGGGCCAUCUAUUCGGAUGCCCCCACCAGGAGAGUGGUAUAAUGCUGCGAGAUUACGUGGUGCUCAACCGCACAUUUGUAGCUCGAGAGGCCUAUUGUACAAGGACCAAAUCCAAAGGUGGUCUUGCACUUCAGGCCGACGAAUGUGGAUGGCACCGCCUUGACUGCUUGCGUUUCCGAGCUCACCCGUCUUUCCGACUUCCCAACGAUCCCCCGAUGAGCCCUGACGGUAGCGUUCAAGCCUUCCCUGUCGAAAAUGGCAAUGUACUUGUUAUGGCGGCCACAGGAAUUUUCUUUGUUGAGAUUUAUGCAGACGGUGACGAUGUCUGCCAUGCUUGGAUCGAGUAUCCCACUGAUCAAGGGACGCCCUCCCGACAAAUCACGCUCAGCGAGAGCGAGCUGCGAGGCAGACUGCCUGAGAAGAAAAGAAAGGGAUCUCUCAAAAUAUCAGUCAAGUCUUACGGGGGAGGAUCACUUGAUAUUGACGAUUACAAAAGAUUUACCUCCAAGGAAUCUCUCAUUAAGCUACCGAACGGGAAGAGUGCAUUCCGAAGCCAGAAGCUGGGUAGCUCUAAGAUGGAUGGAAGCCAGCCUACGGAAGCCAUCUUUACGAGUGCUGUCAAGCAGGACCGAGUUCUAUCCCGUGUGGUGAUUUACCACGGCAUAGCCGUGGACGGAAUAGAAUUCAUUUAUGACGAUGAUUCCAGGCAGUUGUUUGGAAAGAAGGGCGGCAAAGAAGGGGGAGAUACUUUCGAGUUUGAUGUUCGUCGUGGUGAAUACAUCAGUGGCUUUGUCGUGCGAUCUGGGUUUUGGAUCGAUGGUAUACAAAUUCUGACGAGUUUGGGUCGCAAGUCACCCGUUUAUGGAAAUGCUCAUGGAGGAGAUGCGCACACUUUGAUACCUCCUCGAGGCUACAUCAUCUGUGGUGUUUCUGGCUCCUGUGGCCAAUGGUUAGAUGGAUUCUCGGUUCUCAUCACGCGAUGA
This is a messenger RNA of Fusarium tjaetaba, 2337 nucleotides long. Its product is annotated as jacalin-like lectin domain protein. The record is from RefSeq and is a predicted model, not a curated record. Gene Ontology annotation, cellular component: cytoplasm. Lineage: Eukaryota; Fungi; Ascomycota; Sordariomycetes; Hypocreales; Nectriaceae. The coding region runs from base 1 to 2337 and encodes 778 amino acids. The transcript is spliced from 4 exons.